AUGCAUAUUCAUGUUAAUAGAUUGGUAGGUUCAGAUCUAUCUAUCUAUCUAUCUAUCUAUCUAUCUAUCUAUCUAUCUAUCUAUCUAUCUAUCCCAGUCUGUUCAUAUCAACGUCAUUUUGUGAUCUAUCUAUCUAUCUAUCUAUCUAUCUAUUAUCUAUCUAUCUAUCUAUCUAUCUAUCUAAGCAUAUUCAUCUUAUCUAUCUAUCUAUCUAUCUCAGUUUGUUCAAAUCAACGUCAGUUUGAUCAGAUCUAUCUAUCUAUCUAUCUAUCUAUCUAUCUAUCUAUCUAUCUAUCUAAGCCUGUUCAUAUCUAUCUAUCUAUCUAUCUAUCUAUCUAUCUAUCUAUCUAUCUAUCUAUCUAUCCCAGUCUGUUCAUAUCAACGUCAUUUGUUCUAUCUAUCUAUCUAUCUAUCUAUCUAUCUAUCUAUCUAUCUAUCUAUCUAUCUAUCUAUCUAUCUAUCUAUCUAUCUAUCUCAGUUUGUUCAAAUCAACAAGAUUUCUAUUAUUUUCUAUCUAUCUAUCUAUCUAUCUGGAAUCAAAAUCUUCCUUUUGUGACUUUUUUCAUCUAUCUAUCUAUUUUUUUUUUUUUAUCUAUCCCAAAAUCAACUUCAUUUAAUGUCUUUCUUUCUUUUCAUAUUUUCAUUUCUUUUCUUUUUUUCAUAUUUUUUCUUUUCAUGUUUUCAUUUCUUUCUUUCUUUCUUUCUUUCUUUCUUUCUUUCUUUCUCCAGUGUUUGGCUCCUCUUUCCCUACAGUCUGUAUUUCUUUCUUUCUUUCUUUCUUUCUUUCUUUCUUUCUUUCUUUCGUGUUUGGCUCCUCUUUCCCUACAGUCUGUAUUUCUUUCUUUCUUUCUUUCUUUCUUUUCUUUCUUUCUUUCUUUGGCUCCUCUUUCCCUAGUCUUUUUCUUUCUUUCCCUUUCUUUCUUUCUUUUUCUUUCUUUCUUUCUUUUCUUCUUUCUCCAGUGUUUGGCUCCUCUUUCCCUACAGUCUGUAUUUCUUUCUUUCUUUCUUUCUUUCUUUCUUUCUUUCUUAAUAAUCUUUUCUCUCAGUUCGAUAACAGUCUUUCUCACUUCUUCCAUUCACUUUUUCUUCUCUUCUUUCUUCAAUGUCAACUCUUCCUUACUCUCCCUAAUGUUUAGCCUUACUCUCUCUCAUGCUCACAAGCCUUUUGGCCGACAGCGAAAAAAAGUUGUUAUUGUUCCUGUCUGUUGUUACUGUGGUUACCUCACCCUAGCGUUGAGGGUCGCAAAGGAACGGCGUUUUCUUUUGCAACCCGGUCAUUCACCAACUAUCUUCACGGUGCUCUUUUCAGUCGAAUUUCUUUUUGACACCUUAUACUGUUUAUCACUGCUCUAUUCAUUAUCUAUCUAUCUAUCUAUCUCUAUCUCAGUAUGUUCAUUAUCUAUCUAUCUAUGUAUCUAUCUAUCUCAGUAUGUUCAUUAUCUAUCUAUAUAUCUAUCUAUCUGUCUAUCUAAAUUUGUUCAAUAUCUAUCUCAAUGUUCAUUCAUUAUCUCUCCCAGUUUGUUAUCUAUCUAUCUAUCUAUCUAUCUAUCUCAAUAUGUUAUCUAUCUAUCUAUCUAUCUACAUUUGUUCAAUAUCUAUCACAAUGUUCAUUCAUUAUCUCUCUCAGUUUGUUAUCUAUCUAUCUAUCUCAAUAUGUUAUCUAUCUAUCUAUCUAUCUAUCUAGAAAAAAUUGUUCAAUAUCUCUUUCAAUAUUCUUUCAUUAUCUCUCUCAAUUUGUUAUCUAUCUAUCUAUCUAUCUAUUCCAAUAUGUUACCUAUCUCAAUUUAUUCAAUAUCUAUCUCAAUGUUCAUUUAUUAUCUCUCUCAAUUUGUCUAUCUAUCUAUCUAUCUAUCUAUCUAUCUAUCUAUCUAUCUAUCUCAAUAUGUUAUCUAUCUAUCUAUCUAUCUAAAUUUGUUCAAUAUCUAUUUCAAUAUUCAUUCAUUAUCUCUCUCAAUUUGUUAUCUAUCUAUCUAUCUAUCUAUCUAUCUAUCUAUCCCAAUAUGUUAUCUAUCUAUCUAUCUAUCUAAAUUUGUUCUAUCUAUCUAUCUAUCUAAUCUAUCUAUCUAUCUAUCAUCUAUAUGUUAUCUAUCUCAAUAUCUAUCUAUCUAUCAUCUAUCUAUCUAUCUAUCUAUCUAUCUAUGUUAA
Messenger RNA from Acanthosepion pharaonis, 2145 nucleotides. NCBI's taxonomy places the organism in Eukaryota, Metazoa, Mollusca, Cephalopoda, Sepiida, Sepiidae. The record is from the annotation of a GenBank genome assembly.